Molecule: messenger RNA, 1206 nt
Organism: Fusarium pseudograminearum CS3096
Lineage: Eukaryota; Fungi; Ascomycota; Sordariomycetes; Hypocreales; Nectriaceae
Exons: 3
Coding region: 1-1206 (401 amino acids)
Biological process (GO): regulation of DNA-templated transcription
Cellular component (GO): nucleus
Molecular function (GO): DNA-binding transcription factor activity, RNA polymerase II-specific; transcription cis-regulatory region binding
Source: RefSeq, a predicted model, not a curated record
AUGAAGCGCAAUGUGCUUACUUACCUGGGUUAUAGAACACUUGUCGAAGAAGACAAAACUCUGGAUAUACUUCAAGGUAUACUGGUCAUGGUUGCUUGGGCACAUAAAUGCCAUAUUGAUAACAGCCAAGCCGUCAACUUGACAUACCUUGGGCUGGGAUAUGCGCAUAGCCUGGGAAUUACACGAGAUACUUCACUGUCUUCUGGUCCUCAUAUCGAUACUGAAGACUCGGGUAUAGCAGUACUGGAUCCAAAAGAAGACGCAGAUUCAAUAGAGAAGAAACGCACUCUCCUUGGCAUAUACUGUGUGUUGUCAAUUCUCUCAACGAGACAAUCACGCACAAAUCCUCUGCAGACACUUUAUAUAAACGGCUGCCUCAAAUCCUUUAGCGAGACCCACGCCUCACCGUCCGAUUCUGUAGCAGAGCACAUGGUCCAUCUGAUUCAGAUGAGCGAGAGACUCUCAGAAGGGUUUGGUGAUCCGUAUGAACGUACACUCUCCAGACCUUUUGCUUUCCUUCUAGAAGGAACUGGUAGACGCUUCCACUCUGAUCUAAGUCGCUUGUCAGAAUCAGUUGCAUAUCCCAAUCUCGCAAGUCACAGCCAGAUAUUCGAGUUACAUCGCUUGUAUCUCCUUGUGCGGUUGUAUGAGCCAGCAAUUAUAGUGGCAUGUCAUCCAGACGAGGGUGUAGCUCAGUUUUAUUAUCUUUUGAUAUGUCUGCGCAAUUGCCUUGAAGCUAUGCAAUCCUUUUUCGAACUUCUUUUAGGGCUGCCUGUUCAAAUGGUUCUGCGUUGUUCAAUGCUUACUGUCGAUCAAGCUCUUUAUGUCAUGUUACAAGCAUCACGACUGCUUCUCAUUGAAACUCCUGAGUGGGAUGUUGAGUCCGCUCGACAGACAUUAGAUUUGAGUGCUGUACUGGGUCAGAUGAUAGCACGUUUUAAGAAAGCGGAAGAUCUACGUAAGAAGGAGAUAAGCAAUUUUGUUGAUGCUAUACGUGAAGAAGAAAGUGGAGGUGGUGUUAGCAGUAUCGCUAUGGUCGCAAAGGAGGUGCAGUGGCUGAAAUACUGGUUCGAAGCCAAGACUCAAGGUCGUCAAAUGGGGGAUGCAUCGUCAGAUGAGUUAAAUGGAGACAUAUCUCACCAUGGAGCAAAGCCGAGAUGGUUUGUAGGCCUCUUGGAGGAAAUGCCAUGGACUACUACAUCUUGA